This is a messenger RNA of Sorex fumeus (smoky shrew), 1915 nucleotides long. It is a transcript of the gene DCTN5, whose product is annotated as dynactin subunit 5. The coding region runs from base 63 to 611 and encodes 182 amino acids. The transcript has 6 exons. Lineage: Eukaryota; Metazoa; Chordata; Mammalia; Eulipotyphla; Soricidae. The record is from RefSeq and is a predicted model, not a curated record.
AGCGCCGCGGGCCGGCUCGCAGGCGCCGACGGGCGAGGGGGCGGCGGGAGGAGUCGCCCGCCAUGGAGCUGGGCGAGCUGCUGUACAACAAGUCGGAGUACAUCGAGACGGCGUCGGGAAACAAAGUGAGUCGCCAGUCGGUGUUGUGCGGCAGCCAGAACAUCGUCCUCAAUGGCAAGACCAUUGUGAUGAAUGAUUGCAUUAUCCGAGGGGAUCUGGCAAAUGUGAGAGUUGGACGCCAUUGUGUGGUGAAAAGUCGGAGUGUCAUAAGGCCACCAUUCAAGAAAUUCAGCAAAGGGGUGGCGUUCUUUCCUUUACAUAUCGGGGACCAUGUCUUUAUUGAGGAAGAUUGUGUGGUCAACGCAGCUCAGAUCGGCUCUUAUGUUCACGUGGGCAAGAACUGUGUGAUUGGGCGUCGAUGUGUAUUAAAGGACUGCUGCAAAAUUCUCGACAACACAGUGUUACCUCCAGAAACUGUGGUCCCCCCAUUCACCAUCUUCUCAGGCUGCCCAGGACUGUUCUCAGGGGAGCUCCCAGAAUGUACCCAGGAGCUGAUGAUUGAUGUCACCAAGAGCUACUACCAGAAGUUUUUGCCCUUGACACAAGUCUAACGUCUGUGCCUAAUGUCUUGAAUUCGCAUGAACUCUAGGAUGAACGUGGGGACUAAGUGACCAAUGAGAUGGACACAGAGCUCUUGUGUCUCUAACACCUUCCACCUCCUCCUUUUUUUUUUUUCCAAAGAAUUUCUCAGUUCUGGAGGCUGGAGAGACAAUAAAGUGGGUAAGGUGCUUGCCUUGCACGGAGCUGAUCUGGGUUCAAUCCUGGCACCCUGUGUAGUCCCCCCAGCCCACUAGGAGUGAUCCCUCUGUGCAGAGCCAGGAGUUAGCCCUGAGCACUGCCAGGUGUGGCCCCCAGACAUACAAAACUCUUCUCAGUUCUUCUAGGCACCAAGACUUCAUACCAGAACAUCCUUGGGAGGGAGGGGGCAUUGUCAAAUCUGUGGUUAAACUUCGUCUGCUUAAACAAUCUGUGGCAUAUAGAACCAUCUGCAUGCAGCACUCCGGCUGGUUAAUCGUGUACCUGGACCCUACCUAGAAUAAUGCUGCGUUCCAGUGCAGAGGGUUGGGCUUGCGGUGCUUGUGUGCACAGCUCACAGGGAUCAGCUCUCCUGCUGCUACCCUAUCUGGCCACAGUUUUUCAUAAUUUUUUUUUUUAAUUUUUCAUAAUCUUGAAAAAAGUGUUUGCGAUUUUUUAGAGCCCAACUCCCUAUUUACUAAUUAAACUUGAAGGGAGGGGUGUUUCUCUUUUUCCUAAGAGAGCACUGUGGAGCAUUCUCUUUCAGGGCUUUGAUUUUCACCGAAAGGGAGGCCCACAAUACCCAGGCUGGUUUGUGCAGUUCCAGAUUCGAGUCUCCCGUGUACAUGAGCGGGGUGGGCCGUCUCUCCUGCCUCGUCCCUGUGGGCAGCAGUCGAGGUCUUAAUUCCACUAAGUUGCAGCAUUUGUGAUCCUGGUUCCCUGACCUAAAACCAUUCACCCUACUCUGCAUUUGCCAUGAAGCUCACUCUCCAGGAUAUUUUACUUGGGCCCAUUCCCCUAUGUAUGUGGGGCCUCUAAAAUUACUCUGUGGGAAUAGAGCCCUAAAGUCGCCAGUAGAUCAGCCCACCGUGGCUCUGUCCUGCCCUAUUGUCUUCGAAGGCAGAGUUGGAAAUGGAGGCCUUAGAAGGUGGAAGGCCUGGAUUCUGCUGGAGUCAGGUAGAACAGUUCAGCCCAGAGGGUUAGGACCUAUCAGGAUGUGUCUUCACUUACUCUCUGGUUGUUGGGUUUGCAAAAGCAGCUGUAUGUAGUCAUCUCCGCUAGUUCAGUGUAACUCUUUCCUGCUUUUAAAUGUCUAUUAAAAUAUUGACACAUGAAAACA